Molecule: messenger RNA, 710 nt
Organism: Dendrobium catenatum
Lineage: Eukaryota; Viridiplantae; Streptophyta; Magnoliopsida; Asparagales; Orchidaceae
Exons: 2
Coding region: 217-498 (93 amino acids)
Source: RefSeq, a predicted model, not a curated record
GGCUACACAAUCGCCGGUGUGGCCAUCUUCUGCUUCCUCGUGUGAUUCGAGGUCCCCGUUGAUUACCCGUCCUCUGCUAAUCUGCUAAUAAGAUCUCUCUUAUCUAUAAAGUUGACGAGUCCACCUUCAUCAGAUCACCCGCCACCGACCACUUUACCAAAUCGAGGCCGGUUCGUCAGUCCUAAAACAGUUCAUUGCAUGUGAGUUGAGCAAAUCAUGAGUUUGGGGUGCCUUGCGUGCCGCAGCGUAGACAGCCCAACACAUUCCUUAAGAAGCUACUCUGUCUCAAGUGCAGACAAUGAAGGCCGCUGCACUGCAAUGGUGAGCUGCCUGACCCGGACGACCAACAAUCUGUUAGGGAAUGCAAAGGUUGCCCCGCUCUCGAGCAUCACAAAUGCCCAGGGCAUGGCAGGAGCCCCACGCCUCGUGCGGAGCUGUGCUGUGACAAGAGAUCUUGUGAGGGAUUGGAAUUUCGAUGAACUUCUUCUGGAGAGCUGAUUUGCUCCGUCUUGAACCAGAAGGCUCAGUACAACAUUAGAUCCCCAGCAUCUCAGCCAUUUGUAUAUGACGAUUUCUACUUUCCUCAGUGUUUGUGGCCAUGAUGAGAGUAUUUAAGAGGGCCUAGUGUUUAAAAGUAGAUUUGAUUAGAAACUGUUUGGAAAACACCAAACACUCUGAUUUCAAGUCAUUGUAAUGAUGUUUGGCACCUA